AUUCGAUAUUAAUGUUACAGUUAAAAGACCAUAUAAAAUCUAAACACCAGGGUGUGAUGCCCCACGCCUGCGACGUUAAGGGGUGCGGCAAGAAAUUCUAUAAAAAGAGCGAUUUGGUUGUUCAUAAAAGGUACCACACCGGCGAGAGACCGUUCUCUUGUGGCAUCUGCAUGCGUUCGUUUCCCAUAGUGUCGCAUCUCAAACGUCACAUUCGUUCUGUAGACUGUACAAAAUCCUUAGAGAGAAAAGCGGAAAUUCAUCCUUAGAGAUCAACAACUAGCCACCUCAAAACAUUAUUUAUUGUAGGUAUUGAAUCAAUUUACAAAACGUACUCGCCUAAUUAGUAUUGAUCUUCAAAAUUGAUCUAGUAUUAUAGUUAAAACAAAAAACAUACAUUGUCAUUACAUUUUAUUAGAAUAAUUGGUCAUAAUUUGAUUAAAAUAAUAAAAAUGAAUAAAAUAAGCAAAAAAAUAUAUAUUAUUCUUUGCUCAUGUUCUCCAUGAAUCUUGUGAGGCUGUUUUGUCUAUGCAUUAAUUCGUCGAAAGUAAAAUGGUUGUUUCCGAGCUGAAAUAAAAAAAA
Bombyx mandarina (wild silkworm) is the source of this 579-nucleotide messenger RNA. RefSeq lists its product as uncharacterized. Gene Ontology annotation, biological process: regulation of transcription by RNA polymerase II. NCBI's taxonomy places the organism in Eukaryota, Metazoa, Arthropoda, Insecta, Lepidoptera, Bombycidae. Gene Ontology annotation, cellular component: nucleus. The record is from RefSeq and is a predicted model, not a curated record. Gene Ontology annotation, molecular function: DNA-binding transcription factor activity, RNA polymerase II-specific; RNA polymerase II transcription regulatory region sequence-specific DNA binding.